GCUCUGCCGAGACGACGAUCUGCGUUUGUUCAGGAUCACACCAAAUCUUUCCACCUGCACCAUCCCAUGUCUCCCUCGUCCAAGCGCCAGGCCGACACGCACUCGGGCUCGUCCGGCCCAGCCAAGAAGGCCAAGGCGAUCAGCAUCCCUCCGCCCGAUCCGAUCACCCCCGAGGAGGCGCGGAGGAGCUUCUGCGAUGGUCUCUUCAACUCCCCGGCAGUCCAGAAGCUCGCCCAGAGCUACUCAUCCUCAAAGCCAUAUAGCCAUGGCGUUAUCGCAGGGCUCGUGAACGAGGAUCUCCUCAAACGAGUCCGCAAUGAGGUCCUGACGUCGCUGCGCUUCACCAAGAAGGAGACGGACAUUUACAAGGUCAACCAAACUGGCGAUCUUGCCAACCUGGACGGCCUUCCGCCGGACGAGAAGGCGCAAUUCAAGAGCCUCCUGCGUCUCCGAAACAGCCUCUAUUCGCAAGAGUUCCGUGACCUGAUCUCGAGCGUCAGCAGCUGUGGCAAGCUUAGCGGCACCAAGAUGGACAUGAGCAUCAACACCUAUUCCGAAGGCUGCCAUUUGAUCUGCCACGACGAUGUCAUCGGUACCCGCCGGGUGUCUUUCAUCCUGUAUCUCCCGGACCCAAACGACGACUGGCAAGCCGAGUACGGCGGCGCCUUGGAGCUCUAUCCGGUUGUCGAAAGGGGUGUUCCGGCCCAAGUCCCGACCGUGUCGCUCCUGCCCAAAUGGAACCAGUUUGCAUUUUUCACGGUUCUCCCAGGCCACUCGUUCCACACGGUGCAGGAGGUUGUUGGUGCGGGGAAGCGCCGCCUCAGUAUCCAGGGGUGGUUCCACAUUCCACAGGAAGGCGAGGAUGGGUACGACCCCGCCGGUCUCAAGGAGGAUGGCCCUUCGUCGCUGUCGCAGCUGGCCACCGCUGUGAACGACAUGGAGCCGUUCCGCAACUACGAGACAGAUCUCGAGGAUGGGGAUCUGGACGGGUUGGAGCAGCACGACUUGGAGUUCCUGGCCCGGUUCAUCAACCCACAGUAUCUGCACAUCCGCACGCUGCAGCAAGUUACCCGCCAUUUCUUGGACGAGUCCUCGAUUCAGCUCACAGAUUUCCUCAAGAGCGACCUGGCGGAGCAGAUUCAAAAGGCCAGUCUUCGGGCGGACGACGACGAUGGCAUGAGCAAGCAGGCCAUUCCACCCCACGGAGCUGGCGCGAAGGCAGGGUGGCUCGUUGCCGGGGCGGCCCACCGCAAUCGAUGGCUUGAGCUCGAUGUUGAAGCGCCUGCUGCACAGGACCAUGGCGAUUCACUGACCACAGCGCUUCGAUCACUCCGUGACGAGCUGUUCCCAUCGACAUCGUUCCGCAAGUGGCUCGCAGUCAUUACGCAACUUAAGCCCCGAACCUUCCGAGGCCGCGUGCGCCGAUUCCGGCCAGGCCUGGACUACUCGCUCGCGACAACUGAGACCCGCGGAUGCCCUCUGCUUGAUGCCACGCUGUGUCUCGCAGCGACCCGCAGCGCCGACGACAAGCAGAUGUGGAGCGAGGACGAAGUCGGUGGCUACGACUGCUACAUGCUUCCAGACGAAGAAGAAGACGCGGCGAUCUACCGAGCCACUGCCGAAGGCGGCGCACUGCUGACGGUGUCGGCGAGCUGGAACACACUCAGCCUCGUCAUGCGCGACGAGGGAGUGAUGCGGUUCAUCAAGUACGUCAGCGGUCUGGCUCCGGGUAGCAGAUGGGACGUUGCAUUCGAGUACGAGCUGCCGCCAUUCGAGGAAUACUCGGACGACGACGACGACGACGACGACGACGAAGACGAGGGAGACGAGGGAGACGAGGGAGACGAGGGAAGCAAUUAG
Messenger RNA from Polychytrium aggregatum, 1860 nucleotides. RefSeq names its product Oxoglutarate and iron-dependent oxygenase degradation C-term-domain-containing protein. Gene Ontology annotation, biological process: peptidyl-proline hydroxylation; regulation of translational termination. NCBI's taxonomy places the organism in Eukaryota, Fungi, Chytridiomycota, Chytridiomycetes, Polychytriales. Gene Ontology annotation, molecular function: L-ascorbic acid binding; iron ion binding; peptidyl-proline dioxygenase activity. Bases 67 to 1860 code for a protein of 597 amino acids. The transcript has 3 exons. Gene Ontology annotation, cellular component: cytoplasm. The record is from RefSeq and is a predicted model, not a curated record.